Messenger RNA from Strongylocentrotus purpuratus (purple sea urchin), 1185 nucleotides. Its product is annotated as 5-hydroxytryptamine receptor 1F-like. NCBI's taxonomy places the organism in Eukaryota, Metazoa, Echinodermata, Echinoidea, Camarodonta, Strongylocentrotidae. The transcript is spliced from 2 exons. Gene Ontology annotation, cellular component: membrane. The coding region runs from base 1 to 1185 and encodes 394 amino acids. Gene Ontology annotation, molecular function: dopamine neurotransmitter receptor activity, coupled via Gi/Go; G protein-coupled receptor activity. Gene Ontology annotation, biological process: adenylate cyclase-activating adrenergic receptor signaling pathway. The record is from RefSeq and is a predicted model, not a curated record.
AUGGAAAGUGUUGGAAUUAAUGAUACGUAUACAUCAUUCUACGAAGAAAGUAGCUUCGAGAACGUCACUGACGUCGUCACAGAAGACGAUGGUCCCUCAGCAGGUUUCCCCAGAGGUUUGGACGUCGAGGGAUUGGUCUUGGGGAUCCUACUCGUGAUCCUCAUCUGCGUGACCAACAUCCUCAGCUUGGCUGCCUUCAUCGUCGAACGCCGUCUCCGAACCUACAACAACUACUUCAUCAUCAAUCUCGUGUUGGCUGAUCUCGCCAUAGGCGUCAGCCAGACCAUUGGCGUCUAUCACACCUUCCUAGGGCGCUUUCCCUUUUCGCAAGGAUUCUGCAAGGUCUACAUCGGUGUCCGUCAGGGUCUCCUCUUCGUCUCCACCCUCCAAAUCGUGGUCAUCUGCAUCGACCGCUAUCGAGCAACCUACGAUCCUAUCAACCACUUCAUAUCACGAAAUAAACGGAAGGCCGUCAUUAUGAACACCCUGACUUGGGUGGUGGGCUUAGGUUUCUGGCUCUGCUACUCCACCGCCUGGGACUUCAUCGUGAAUAUCAACUCGACUCAGAAUUGCUUUGCUGCCUACAUCCGAGACCCCAUUGCAAAUGUGAUACAGAAUGUCCUUACCUUCUUUGUCCCACUGGCCAUCAUCUGCUUGCUUUACUUCAGAAUCUACAUCAAGAUCAAGGCCUCCAUUGGUGGAAAGGGUGUCAGUCGGGACUUUAAGGAUGGCACGCAAAACGUGAUAGCAGAAAUUCGUGGAGGGGCUUCUGUGGAAUCUUCUAUCAUCAGCAGCACCGAAAUGAAGACAGUCUGCGAAGAUAUAAACAACCUGACUGACAGGAACGUUGAACCCGUCAAAGACAAAGACGAAACAGAAAAGGCCGAGAAAAGGAGUGGAGCAAACCGCGAAUCCAAGAACGAGAUGCUGAAAGCCAAUCGUACCCUGUCUUACAUCAUCCUCUCCUUCAUCAUUGCCUGGUUACCAAACGCCAUCAUCUAUCUCCUCUACUCAGUCAACCCGGCUCUCUUCGGAGCAUUCCCGCGAGAAGUGCGCCGAUUCUUCGUUUAUCUGCUGAUAGCGAACAGCUUCUGCAAUCCCAUUUGUUAUGUCGUGUCACAACCGCUGUUUCGUCGUACCGUAUUGGACCUUUUCAUCAGGCCGCGGAAAUACUGCCACCAAUAA